Messenger RNA from Sungouiella intermedia, 1089 nucleotides. The record is from the annotation of a GenBank genome assembly. NCBI's taxonomy places the organism in Eukaryota, Fungi, Ascomycota, Pichiomycetes, Serinales, Metschnikowiaceae.
AUGGACCUACCGAACAGAAUAGCCAACGCAGUGGUAACAGCAUUUGAUGCGCUCGAUAAGUCUGGAAAACCUACUGUUCGGUCCAAUGGAACGAAGGAAUGGUCUGUUCUAGCAGGUCUUGUCGCCAUACACCAAGACUCGGUGUCAGUGCUCACAUUGGCUACUGGAGUGAAAUCCAUGCCUGAUAGCGUUCGAGAAUACUCGGAUGGAUGGAUUGUUCACGACAAUCAUGCCGAGAUCUUGUGUCUACGAGCUUUUAAUUGGCUUUUGGUGGACGAAGCGGUCCGUUUGAGUAAGAAGGUUGGGGAUAAACAUGAACUGAUACUUCUAUGUGAAGAUAUCGAUGGAAAGCGACCUUUUCGUCUCAAGAACGACGUCUCAUUGGCACUCUACAUUUCGGAACCGCCAUGUGGAGACGCAUCUAUGUCUGUUGUCUCCUCAAAUUGUGCUGAUUCUUGGGAACCUCCGGCCAAAAAGCUUAAGGUGAUGAGAGGUCGAGCACAUUUCAAUAAGGUGGGCAUAGUCAGGACCAAACCGGGCCGAGCAGACAGUUUGGUGACUUACUCGAAAUCUUGCUCAGAUAAGCUCUGUUUGAAGCAGUUUAUAGGAAUUUUAAACUGCGUUACGUCUCAAUUGGUGCUGCCUAUCUAUCUUGACUACUUGGUACUUCAAAGAGCCAAGUACAACAAGACAGAUUUUCUUCGCUGCUUCAAUGAGCGACUUCAGAGCAAUCCUCCCGCCAGUCAGCAACUCAAAGUAUUGCUUUUCGAUUCGGACAAGUAUCAAUUCCACAAGUCUGACCAUGCAUCUCCUCUGCCUCUCAGUAUAGUCUACUGUGUUCCUACCAAAACGAAAGAAGUGCUUAAUAACGGCGUGAAAAAUGGAGCUUUUGUGAAGAAGAAACCACCUAAGCCGACUGGAGCAUCGAUGUUGUGCAAAAGGAAAAUGUAUAGCCAUGCGAAGGAAAUGGUGGGAAAUGUGAGGAAAUAUGAUGAGUUAAAGAUUGACAGAAGAGAAGACAAAGAACAUGCAUGGAAACAAUUUGACAGUUGGCCAAGAACAAGUAAAGAAGAUAUAGAGUUGGGGUAG